AUGAGAAUUCACUUAAUAAUGAUGAUUUAUAUGCUGACAAUAACCUUCCUGAUGGUUAUUUUAAUAAUUCUCACAGCGAAUCUGACUAUAAUCCUCAUCAAAAUGACGAUGGUUAUUUUAAUGCUUCUCAUAGCGAAUCUGACUAUAAUACUCAUCAAAAUGACACUUGCACUAAUCCUGUAUUGAAUAUUGAAAAUCUAUCGAAAACUUGCGAUUUUUAUACAAGCUGCAUAGAAAACAAAUUUCAUUGCGGAAAUGAUGGAUAUCCACUUGCUUAUGGAUUCAAGUAUUGCAAUCGAUUCGCUAGUUCCUUAAACCUGUUCAGUGAUGCUGGAAAGAAAUGGGUUGUCAAUACAAUAAUUUGCCUUCAAAGGUCAUUAGUGUCGACAUAUGAAAAUGACGCAUCUACCUGCUCAGAUAUAAUGAAUAUUGCCUACAUUUCUCAUACACCAUGUUAUAUUGCAAAUGGCCUUUGUGAUAUUUCUCAAGAUUGGUAUACCUUAUUUAAAGUUAUUGAUGCUAUAGAUUUAUUUGGAAGCUACCAAGCUCUUAAGCAAGCAUUAAAUGUGGGAGGUAAUUGUUUACAAUUAGUUACAUGGCUUGAUGAAAAUGAAAGUGAUACUAGUUAUGCUUAA
This is a messenger RNA of Cetraspora pellucida, 635 nucleotides long. The record is from the annotation of a GenBank genome assembly. Lineage: Eukaryota; Fungi; Glomeromycota; Glomeromycetes; Diversisporales; Gigasporaceae.